Messenger RNA from Penicillium malachiteum, 1458 nucleotides. RefSeq lists its product as uncharacterized. The record is from RefSeq and is a predicted model, not a curated record. NCBI's taxonomy places the organism in Eukaryota, Fungi, Ascomycota, Eurotiomycetes, Eurotiales, Aspergillaceae. The transcript has 5 exons. The coding region runs from base 1 to 1458 and encodes 485 amino acids.
AUGUUUGAAACUAGAUUCAUCGCGACUACUUUCACACAGGGUAGCUUGAACCUUGUAAAUGCACCUAUCAUUAUUGAUGCGGAUGACUUUGAGGGUGUUCGCAUUGCUGCCGACACGUUAUCGAAGGACUUCGCAAAGGUUUUAGAAGAUCAUAGCAAUCCUGUGAUUACCGGCUCUUCGUACGAGACCAAUUCCGCGGUAAUAAUUGGGAGCAUUUUGAAAUCGAGAAUCAUACGCUCUCUAAUCGAGGAGGAGAAACUUGAUAGUACUUCCUUGUCAGGGCAAUGGGAGUGCUAUACCACCCAGUUGAUUGAACAUCCAAAGCCUGGUUGUUCCAGGGCUCUGGUUAUUGCUGGGAGUGACAAGAGUGGAACGAUAUUUGGUCUCUACACCCUCUCUGAGCAGAUUGGCAUCUCGCCGUUCUACUACUGGUCUGAUGUUCCUUCGAAGCGCACUGGGGAGCUUUGGGCUCUAAAUAUUCCAACGCGCAAGGGCCCGCCUAGUGUCAAGUACCGUGGGAUAUUCAUCAAUGAUGAGGCCCCGUCGCUCACUGGGUGGGUCAAUGAAAAGAUUGGACCGAAAUUCAACGUGGAGUUUUACAAGAAGGUGUUUGAACUUCUCCUGCGACUCAAGGCCAACUUCCUCUGGCCAGCCAUGUGGUUUGGCUAUCCUCAUCCAGGACAGAGCUUCUUUGUUGAUGACGCUUUAAAUCAAGAGACUGCUGAUCGAUAUGGCAUAGUGAUUUCUACCUCUCAUCAUGAGUCAAUGCAGCGUGCCGCCAAUGAAUGGUUCUCAGAACCUUACAACGAGCCCGAUGGAAGCUGGUCCUGGUAUAAGAACAAAAAAAAGAUUACACAAUUCUUCAAAGAAGGCGCGGAACUUGCCCAGCCACACGAGGGUUAUAUCACAUUUGGAAUGAGAGGGCAAGGCGACCGCAAGAUUGAGGCUAUUGAUGCGACGAAAGCGUUGCAGGAGGUCAUUCACACGCAGAGAUCGAUCAUUAAAGAGUCCCAUGACAGGCUUAUUGCAUUGUACAAAGAACUCCUCACACAGUAUGAGAAAGGUCUUCAGAUCCAGGGCGAUGUGACUCUACUUCUAGCGGAUGACAAUCAAGGAACAAUUCGUCGUCUUCCCGUUGACAAGGAGAAAAGUCGCUCCGGUGGGGCCGGUCUCGAUGAGACUUAUCAAAAUGGUGUUGACCGAAUCUGGAUUUUCAAUGUUGGCGACAUCAAGCCAAUGGAAGUACCAAUGUCCUUUGCGCUAAUGAAAGCCUGGAAGAUAGACGCGUUGAAACCCUCUCAGCUCCCAGAAUUCUUUGAAGAGUUCAUUAAGACACAUUUCGAAUUUGACGAAGAUGGGGUCCGAGAAUGUGCAGAGCUUCGUCUCGGCUAUGAUCAACUGAUGGCCCUUAGUAAACACGAAUUCAUCGAAGCCGAAACCUUUUCAGUGAUCAAUUAA